CUAAAAAGCUCCUAAAACCCCUUCGAACCAAAUUUCUAGGGUUUCAAAAAUAUUCUUUGCAAUGGAGAGUGCCUUCGCUAGCGCAUCCGCAAUCGGCGAUCAACGCCAAAAGAUCGAAGAAUACAAGCACAUUCUUUCUUCCGUCAUCGCUUCAAACGACAUCGUUCAAGCCAAAAACUUCAUUGAUCACAUUCUAUCGGAUGAUGUACCAUUGGUAGUAUCAAGGCAGUUGUUACAAACAGUAGCACAAGAAUUAGGAAGAUUAGAACCUGAAAAUCAAAAGGAAAUCGCUCAUUAUACUCUUCAUCAAAUUCAGCCUCGUGUCGUUUCCUUCGAAGAACAGGUUCUCGUUAUCCGAGAGAAGCUUGCAGAGCUGUAUGAGUCUGAACAGCUAUGGUCUAAAGCAGCACAAAUGCUAAGUGGCAUCGAUCUUGACUCUGGAAUGAGAGUAAUUGAUGAUAAGUUCAGGUUGGAAAAAUGUGUGCAAAUUGCGCGACUGUACCUUGAGGAUGAUGAUGCUGUGAAUGCAGAGGCUUUUAUUAACAAAGCCUCAUUUAUGGUUAGCAACAGUCCGCAUGAAGUAUUGAAUUUGCAAUACAAGGUCUGUUAUGCAAGGAUACUGGACUUGAAAAGAAAGUUCUUGGAAGCUGCACUUCGUUAUUACGAUAUUUCACAAAUUGAGAAGAGGCAAAUUGGAGACGAAGUGAUUGACGAAGAUGCAUUAGAGCAGGCUCUAUCUGCUGCUGUGACCUGCACAAUUUUGGCUGCUGCAGGGCCUCAGCGUUCUCGUGUUCUUGCAACUUUGUACAAAGAUGAACGCUGUUCAAGGUUAAAGAUCUAUCCAAUUUUACAAAAGGUGUACCUAGAGAGAAUCUUGAGGAAAGCUGAGAUAGAUGCAUUCUCAGAGGAACUGAAAGAACAUCAGAAAGCACUCUUACCUGACAACUUUACUGUGCUCGACCGUGCAAUGAUAGAACAUAAUCUCUUGAGUGCAAGCAAACUGUAUACAAACAUUAGCUUUGAUGAACUGGGCACACUGCUGGGAAUUGCACCUAACAAGGCAGAAAAGAUUGCGUCAAGAAUGAUUUGUGAAGAUAGAAUGAGGGGGUCAAUUGAUCAGGUAGAAGCAGUUAUACAUUUCGAGGAUGACAAUGAGGAACUCCAGCAAUGGGAUCAACAGAUUUUUGGGCUUUGUCAAGCUCUGAACGAUGUUCUUGACAGCAUGGCGAAGAAGGGGCUGGCAAUUCCUGUCUAAAAUAUGAAUGUUUGGAAUGGUUGUAAUUAUUUUGCUUUGAACUUUUAAAGGUUCAUGAUCAGUUUCCGUAUGUUCACAUCCAUAUACUUGGUCUGAAUCUAAUCGUUAGAUUUUGGUC
Messenger RNA from Erigeron canadensis, 1373 nucleotides. Its product is annotated as COP9 signalosome complex subunit 4. Gene Ontology annotation, cellular component: COP9 signalosome; cytosol. Lineage: Eukaryota; Viridiplantae; Streptophyta; Magnoliopsida; Asterales; Asteraceae. The record is from RefSeq and is a predicted model, not a curated record. The transcript has 14 exons. Bases 62 to 1255 code for a protein of 397 amino acids.